Molecule: messenger RNA, 3159 nt
Organism: Coturnix japonica (Japanese quail)
Lineage: Eukaryota; Metazoa; Chordata; Aves; Galliformes; Phasianidae
Source: RefSeq, a predicted model, not a curated record
AAACAAAAAAAAAAGAACAAAAAAAAAAAAGGAAAUCAAAAGCAGGGGUUUAAGAGUUAUUUAUAUAAAUGUUGAGAUUUUUGCACUAUUUUUUAAUAUAAAUAUGUCAGUGCUUGUGUUGGUCAGAGCCUCUAUCAUGUCUACCAUGCAGCUGUUAAGGGAUGUUUGUCCAUGGAGGAGCAGUGAGUGGGGCUGUGGGUGCUGCAGGGCUGUGCAGCCGGGCUAGGGGGGUUGGGAGGGGUUGGGGGGGCAAAGCAGGCAGAAAUUACUUGAUUUUUUUCUUUAUUAUUUUUUUUAUUUUUAUUUUUUGGACAACCUCAAACUUUCCGGGGGGGAUGGCGGCAGCGGGGAUGAGAAUAAACUUCUGUGUCUGAAGGAACAAAGUGGUUUUUGGUUUAUUUCUUUCCAUGCUCAGCCUGGAGGGCCCUGCGUGUAGGUGUGGAAGCAGCAGAGCGGCCGUGCCCACCUCAACCCCCUCACCCCAAAGCCAGACCUGGAGUGCAGCUGCAGGGCUGCUGCACCGCUGUGCUGUGUGGGGCCGCGCUCUGCUCCCAGCACCCAUCAGCUCUGUUUUUUGCUUUCUUAGCCCUACUAGACAGGUGUGAGGUGUGAGCUGGGAACGAGCCUGUUCCUGUGAUGGGUCAAUUAAAAGCUAACUGGAUAGGCUCAGUGCUUUAGAAGCAAAACCCCUUCACCUCUUGGGAAGAUCCGUGCUGCGCUCAGCUCAGCUCCGCGAGCCGUCCGUCCCGCUGUGCUCUGUGCUGCAGUGUCAGUGCUGGGAGGUGUGGGGCUGUUGCCCAGCAGUGAGAAAGGUGGAAGACAUAAAGGCAAUAAGUUGUUGUUAAGCAACUCUUCUAUUACUUGAAAAAGAGAAAUAUGUGAGAACAGUUGUGAAGUUGUGGCCAUUUGAACGGUAUUUAUAUACGUGUUGAUGAAGAUGGAGAAUAGCUGAACUUGAAGUUUGAUUAUUUUCUUUUUGCUUUUUUGUUCUAAAUCCUGUAUUCUCUCAGUCCUUCUGAGCACUUUUCUGCAGCUCUCGGGGUCCUCCCAGCUUUACAGCCGUGCAAAACCACAAAAGAAGCAACCAGAAAUGUGAAGGAGUGACUCGAGUGUGUCAGGAAGGCGCAAAGUGAGUUUAUACAAACGAAUCUCUAUGUAACAUAUCUAUUUAGUGCCUUAUGAACGAAGCGGCAUCACUCCCUUUUGCAAGAGGGGAGAAGGAAAUCCUGGGCAUCGCCACCCAGCAGUGCUGCUCUGCACGCCUUGCACAGGGCAGCUGUCCCCCCAUGGGUUAUGGAUGCUGCCUGGGUCACCUGGGGACUCCUGCCCAUGGCACGGGUCAGGAAUCCCAGCAGCUGUUGGACUUGAGGUACCAACCAAAAGACAUCUGUAAUGUCUGCUGCCCUCUUGAGCCAGAACGCGUGCAUAGUGUGGUUGGGUUUUGUUUCCGGGAGGUGUUCUGUUCUCUGAGCUUAUCUCGUGUGUUUGCUACAAAAACCAAAUGGUUACCUCAGCGGGUGUGGGCUGCGAUGUGGAUCGUGGUCCCACGUGGAGCAGCCGAGGCAGGCAGGGGUUCUUAGUGAUGCUGUUGGGGCAGUGGGCACCAAGCGGUGCCGUGUUGGCAUUGUGCAGUCAGAGCAGCUCCGGGUCUUCCAUCAGUCCUUGGCAUUUCAACUCCUUCUCCCUUUUCCCUCCCCAUCCUUUCCCAAUGCAAACUUCAGUUUCACAGACCUCACCCCGAGCAUCCCACAGCUCCUUGACCCCUUUGCUGAGUUACUGGCUCCACUUUCCUUUGCCAUGUGGGGCAUGGAAUGAGCUUACAGCUGCCAUUGCAGCACUGCCAUCAGCCCAUGUCCCACACACCCCUGGAACUGCUGUGGGCUCCCCCAGCCCCAGGGCAGCCCAGCUCAGCUCAGCACAGCCAACUUGUCCCCUUGUGCCCGGCUCCUUUCUGCAUCCUGCAGUCCUGCACUCCUUGUGUUUCCAAUGCAGGACCAGAUCUGGGGCUCAGAUCAACUCCCAAGUUCUGAAUGGAUGUUUAGAAAUAACACUUUUUAAUUAUUAUGAUGAUUCUUUAUUAUUGUUGUCCUUAUUAUUGCUAUUUAAUGUUAUUUUUGCCUCGGGGUCCACGUCUCCCACCCCCCAGCCCCUCCAUGGCCAGGUGCUGGCUGCACACACUGUCUCCCUUUGGUUUCUAUGCAGGACCUGCCCACGGCUGCUCUCAGGUCCCGCAGCUGCAGCAGUGACCUACUGUGACAAAAGCAGGAGAAAUAAGACAUUGUCAGUGCUCAGCUCAGCCUUUUUGCUCAAAGCUGUAGGAAUCGUGUUGGCCUUAGAAGGGGUCGUUAAUCUGAGGGAUCUCUUUAGGGUACAAUAUGACAAACAGCAUCCUGAGUGUGCCACCAGAAUGAACAUGGCUUUCUCAAUGAGGCUGGCAAGGAGCAGUGUGUUUCACUGGGGCUUCAGUCCCAUCCACAGCCUGCUGGUGUGAGACAGCCUCACUAGGGUACCUUAACUGGGGGUAUAUGGAAAUCCAUCUGAUUUCUGGAGCACUCACUUUCUGUAUGUGUGUACAACCUCUACAUUGCACUAACUGCUGGGUGAGAGAAAUAGAAGCCCAAUGUUUUCAGUAAGGAUCCAACAAGGACUGCCUCUAGGUGUGUAGCACCAGCAGUGCUGGCUGAGGACAGAAUGAAUUCAUAAUCUCUUUCUCUGUUUCAAUCAAUACAUCCUCUAUGUACAACACAACGCUACCAUAAACCAAAAACAUUGUCCAGAAACGGCACUUCAAAUUGCUGCCGUGCUAUAGAAUCCCAUAAGGGGCAGCAUUGCAGUCCUGGUUUGCCUGCCUUACAGCCACACCUCACUGUAUUCAUCUUUCCUCAGCCUUCCAGUCGCAUUGCUUUGGCUUUGGAGUUUGUUACGGGCAGUCCUGUAUCCCGAGUUCUGUUCAAGUUUAAACUUAUGUAAACUAUUGAGCGCACACGCAAUGCAGUACUUACCUAUACUUUGCUGGUUUAGUAUGAAUAUGUACUCUGAUGCCAAUUUACAAGAUUCUGUUGUAAACGCUUAUUGUGUAACAGUAACCAAUAGUGGCAAUUAUAUGUCAUUCUAAAAGCUGCAAUACUUAUACAAUAAAUUUUACAAUACUUUGGACAA